AUGACACGUAAUGUCAUUAUGGCUAAAAACGAUAACAUCGGAACGGAUCAAAAGACAAGCACCUGGAUUCCUCUUGCUGAGAUUGCUAAAGGCGAUGUCAGUGUCGUCUUCAAAGUAACAGAUGCGGAGGGAAAGAUAGAAGCGGCCAUGAAGGUCGAAAAAAUGGGUAAAGAAACCAAAAAGAAGUAUAUCGAAAGAGAUAUACUUGAAAGUCUCCGUGACAGUACUCACUCGAUUCAUCUUAUCGAUUUCUCAUUUGUCAAUCAGUACAGAAUGACUGUCAUGACAAUGGUUGGUCCCACUUUGGGUGUUAUAAAAAGACUUAUGCGCAACAAGUUCAGUGAUUCAACUAUUCUUCGCCUUGCGAUUCGAACUCUUUUGGCUCUAAAAGAUUUGCAUGAACACGGAUACUUGCAUCGUGAUUUGGAACCAGAAAACAUUGCAUUGUCGCUCUGCAAGUCUUCUCGUAAUGUUUAUCUCGUGGAUUUUGGAGAAGCAAGACAGUAUGCUCGGAAUGACAACGGAAAAUGGAUUCUGAGAUCUCCAAGAAACAAAAUUGCAUUCCGUGGAUCAGUACAGUAUUGUUCUCCAAAAAUGCACGACAGUCAAGAACUCGGGAGAAUUGAUGAUCUUUGGUCCUGGUUGUAUGUAUUCAUUGAAAUGCGUGUCUUCCUUCCAUGGACUGAUUCUACUUUUCCUUUCAAAUAUGGUCCAAGAAAGAGAAGUCUGCUAGACGAGACUCUGAAUUCUGAUCCAUUCUUGAUGACAUUCUUGCCAGUUGUGACGAUUAUGAAGACUUCCGAAUUUGCUGAUCGUCCAGAGUACUUCAAAAUAUACGAGAUCCUUACUGCAAAAAUGACAGAGAUGGGAGUGAAAUGGACAGAUCCGAUGGAUUAUGAUCUCAUAACCGAAAGAGAUACAUUCUUCUCAAGAAUUCCUAUCAAUGAGGAAAAAUUGACUGAUGAACAACUAACUGCAGUCUUCCAAGAAGUCGUUGUUCCAGGUGGCCAACAGUAUUUGGUUGAUCAAAAAGCUUACUGUUUCGCGGUCGAGAAAGAAAAGGAGAAGGAAAAAGAGAAGGAAAAGGAAAAAGAGAAGGAUGUGAAGAUUAAGAAGAAGGAGAAGGAUACCGAACCAGAGAAGGAAGAAGUUAAAGAAAAAGAGAAAGAGAAGAAGGUCGAGAAAAACAAGGAAAAGGAGAAAGAUGUCGAGAAGCCAAAAGAAAAAGCGAAAGAGAAGGAAAAAAGAAAGAGCAAGGAAGUUAUUAAGGAGAAAGAGAAAAAGCGGGGAUCCCAAGAGAAAACCACCGAUAAAUCAACAGAUGCACCGAGUAAAAAUGUGGUGGAGAAAGCAACAACAAAACAGAAAACUGUGAAACCUCUUCUACCGAAGCAUAAGCAUACGAAGACGAGUUCCACAAGUUCUGCCAGUCAUCAAACUUCUCCAUCGGUUGCUGAGAAUCCUCCACCAUCAAUGCCUCCUCCACGCGCUCUCAAACAGAAACUGGCGCCGAUGACACCGGGAAAACAAAAGAUCAAGACUUAG
Caenorhabditis remanei is the source of this 1545-nucleotide messenger RNA. RefSeq lists its product as uncharacterized. Gene Ontology annotation, biological process: peptidyl-serine phosphorylation; signal transduction. Gene Ontology annotation, cellular component: nucleus; cytoplasm. Gene Ontology annotation, molecular function: protein serine/threonine kinase activity; ATP binding. The coding region runs from base 1 to 1545 and encodes 514 amino acids. The record is from RefSeq and is a predicted model, not a curated record. The transcript has 6 exons. NCBI's taxonomy places the organism in Eukaryota, Metazoa, Nematoda, Chromadorea, Rhabditida, Rhabditidae.